AUGAUUGCGUCCAUCAUAUCCAUCGGGGUUCUCGCCCUGAGCGGCGUCGUCGCGCAAAAGGACGACCUUGGGACUGUUCUCCAAUCGAACAAAGAUCUCUCCACGUAUUACAACUUGAUCAAGAAAUACCCCGAAGUCCUCUUCAAGCUUCCAAACUACGAAGGCGUCACCAUUGUUGCCCCCUCCAACGAAGCAUUCAAGAAUAUCCCUGGCACACAGCUCAACGGUAUUUGGAACGACUCGGACGCGUCCAUCGCCGUUCCUAUCCUCGAGUACCACAUUCUCCAGGGCACCGUUUCCACAAGUGCUCUUACCUCUGGCCCAACAGUGUUGCGAUCCUCGUUGCUCCAGAACACGGCUUGGACCAAUGUCACUGGCGGCCAGAACGUCCUCGUCAAUAAGCAGCCCGGUGAUGUUAUCGUCUUCACCUCCUCCGAGGGCAUCCGCACUACACAAGUCGAGGGUGAUAUCAAAUUCGCAGGCGGACUUAUCCAAGUCGUGGAUAAUCUGCUGAUCCCUCCCGCGAGGCUGGAAAACACCACGGAAUCUUUCAAACUGUCUGCUUUCCUCGGCGCCUUGUACGCCGCCAAGCUUUUACCAGCUGCAUCAAAUGAACAGAACGUCACCAUCUUUGCCCCUCGCAACGAGGCAUUCAAACCUAUUGCUGGUUCUCUCAACAACAUGGACAGCGAUGCCGUCAAGAAGUUUCUCAAUUACCACAUCGUUCCUGGCAAGGUCUUGGCUUCAUCAGACUUGACGAACGGCACCAAUCUUACAACGCAUUCUUCUCAGAACCUGCGCGCCAUCCGUUCUGGCAACAACCUGUUCUUGAACUCGGCCCAGAUUGUCCAGCCAGACAUUCUCAUCGCCAAUGGCAUCAUGCACAUCAUCGAUAACGUCUUGAACCCAGACGUGCCAUCGAACCCGAGUCCCGAUGCUGCAAGCCAACCUCCUGUUUUCCCCGAGAGCUCUGCUUCUGGACUCCCUUUCACAACCGCUAUUCCGUGUACCGUCAGCUGCCCGGUCACCACGACUGCAGCCACAGCUACCGGUACUGCCACCAGAUCGGCUUCAGCAACUGAUGUCAGAGUUACUAGCAGUACAGGACUUGCUGCCCCUCGGUGCACUGGCGUAGCUGCUGGUGUCGCUGCGGGCCUAUUCGCUGGAAUUGCUGCACUGGUUUGA
Molecule: messenger RNA, 1185 nt
Organism: Colletotrichum karsti
Lineage: Eukaryota; Fungi; Ascomycota; Sordariomycetes; Glomerellales; Glomerellaceae
Product: fasciclin domain-containing protein
Exons: 2
Coding region: 1-1185 (394 amino acids)
Biological process (GO): macroautophagy
Cellular component (GO): fungal-type vacuole membrane
Source: RefSeq, a predicted model, not a curated record